AUGAGCUUGACUUUUGAGUCACCAACAAGAGGAGGGAAUGAAGCGUAUUUUACGCCCUUAAAUAUGCCAACCAUUCACACCAACACUACGGCAACCGAAGAAACUAGCACGAACACACCUUAUUACACUGCUCCUAUUAAUCCUGGUCUUCAUCAAGACUUUUUAAAUGCGAUUCAAGCACGUCAUUCUACACAACCUACCGUACUCUCUGCUGUUGCUAGUCCCACCAGAGCUGACGUUGGCUUCUCUUUAAACAUGGGCUCACUGGCUCAUCGUAGACAACCACCUUCCUUAAACAACAGUCCAGUUGCAGCUCCCUUGGAAGCCAACGCACUGGCCCAGUUACUACUAGCUUAUAAGGACAAGUCUCACCUGCUUCUUUUACUGGACGUACGCUCAUUUGUCCAGUUCUCGCAUUCCAAAAUUCGUACUGCCAUCAACAUUUCUAUACCCAAUACCAUCUUGAAGAGACCUACAUUCACGCUGGAUAAAGUGUAUGAGGCCAUUGUAUUGGAGGAGUCUCGUGAAAAGCUUAAAACAUGGUCUACUGUCGAAACUAUCGUCUUUUACGAUCAACAGUCGCAAUUGUUACAGGAGAAUUCCGCCUCUGCUUAUUUGGCCUCUAAACUGAUCCGUGCCGGUUUCAAGGGCCAGUUAAACUAUCUUAAGGGUGGUUUUGAGGCGUUUGCAAAUACUCACAAGGAGUAUUGCGAAAGUACACUGUCACCAAGUUCAUUCCAGCAACAACAACGUUUGAUGAUGGCUUCUGCGUUAGGACCACCUACGGACGGCGGAUUUAAUCUGUCGAGUGCAGCAUUGAAAGGAGGUCGACCCAAAUUGCGGUUAAAUAACCUGCCAAUGGCCACACCUUCUUUGGGACCUUUUACGGCUCCCAUGCCUCAAUUUGAAAACCAAGCAUUCAAUCCCUUCUUUUCCAAUAUCCGUCAAAACAUGGAGCUGUCACAUGGACCCAUUCGUGAACGUUUUCCUGUUCGUCUGCCAAGCAAGUGUAACAUGGUCGAUCCUACAAGGUUGAUUCAAGCUACAGAUUCCGUGCCACGCUGUGUUGCAGGAGGUCACAUGGAAAACGGGCUCUUUCAAGCUCCGGGUUGGUUACAUGAGACCGUUCAAGAAAACGGUGCACAAAUCCUCGCCGAGACCUACGAAAAAUUAGAGAGGACAGAACAGCGUAGACUACAAAAUAUCAUGCAUUUCCACUCCAAACAUACAGACAAUCCUGCUGAAUUCCCCUUUAGUAUUGUUGCUGGUAUUGAAAUGGGUGCAUUGAACAGAUAUACCAACAUCUGGCCUUUUGAGUAUACGCGUGUUAAAAUCCGUCAGCAUGGCGUGUCUGAUUACAUUAACGCAAGUUAUGUGCAAUACAUCGAAAGCAACGACACCGUAUCUGAUGCACGUCCUGAUGGCGUGGAUACGGAAACGGUAAAGAUCAUGAAGACGUGUGGUACAGGAGAAAAUACGCAACCGUACCGUCGAUAUAUAUCCACACAGGGACCUUUGCCUGCCACCUUUAAUGAUUUCUGGCAAGUGGUUUGGGAGCAAAACUCCCGUGUAUUGGUGAUGCUUACCAAGGAAGAAGAAAUGAACAAGAUCAAGUGUCAUCGUUACUGGCCAAGCACUGUCAAUGCCCCAAUACAAUAUGGUGAUGUCACCAUCACCUUGACAGAGGAAACUGUGAGACCUGUGUUAAAGAUAAAGGGCGAUGAUCAACCCUUAAACCCCGAUGAUGUAGUCAUUGUACGUGCCCUGAAAUUGUCAAGACUGGGUGAAGAGCGACAUGUGACUCAUUUGCAGUAUACCGGUUGGAUGGAUUUCGGUGUCCCUGACAACCCAUUAGGUACACUGCAAAUUAUUCAAAUGGCUGACGAGGCACAGGCUGUGUAUGAGAGUGCGGGUCCCAUGAUUGUACAUUGUUCUGCUGGCUGUGGUCGUUCUGGCGCUUUCUGUGCCAUUGACACUGUGCUGUAUCGCAUCUCCAUGGAUAAGGAUUUAGCUGAUAUGCGUGAUAUUUUGUUGCAAACCAUUUCAAAAUUCAGAGAGCAACGUCUCAGUAUGGUGCAAACUCUAAGACAAUUCGUGUUUUGUUAUGAAGCUAUUUGGUGGUGGUUUCUUGGUCAUGGUUUAGAGAAAUCCGUAGAUGUCAUGGACACUUCAUCCUAA
Molecule: messenger RNA, 2178 nt
Organism: Mucor mucedo
Lineage: Eukaryota; Fungi; Mucoromycota; Mucoromycetes; Mucorales; Mucoraceae
Product: protein-tyrosine phosphatase-like protein
Exons: 4
Coding region: 1-2178 (725 amino acids)
Biological process (GO): protein dephosphorylation
Molecular function (GO): protein tyrosine phosphatase activity
Source: RefSeq, a predicted model, not a curated record